CAAGUUAGCAUGUAAUCCCAAAUCCAAAAUCAGAUGGGUGGCUAACGAUAUCCCAUACGCCACUGUAGCGAUCAUCGUCCCGCGUGGUUCCUCGAUACUUCAAGCUGAGCUCGUCCCGCUUAUGGUGGGCUUACCUUCUCCCUGUCCGCUCUCAGUUCUUAAUGGCUCUGGCGGCCCUAUGCUCCCCUUGCUUAACAAGCAUCGGGAACGCAAGAUCUCCUACCAAUUCCUUUCGGAGUUAUCCACCCUCUUCUCUCUUUGUUCCUCUCCGCCAUCGCCGACUCGCAGUCCACUCUAAAAAAACCCAAAGCCUCAAGGCUUCAUCUUCUUCCUCCAUCUCCAGUGCGAGUCCUGGAACCAAGGAUGACGGCUUUAAGCUUACCUAUCUAGAGGGAAACAGCUGGUUAUGGAGCGUGGAUGGGGUGAACGUUUUGGUGGAUCCCAUCUUGGUUGGUAAUCUGGAUUUUGGCGUGCCUUGGCUGUAUGAUGCCGCGAAGAAGGUUUUAACAAACUUCCGGCUCGAGAAUCUCCCUGAGGUAGAUUGUUUGCUGAUUACACAGAGCCUUGAUGACCACUGCCAUGUUAAGACACUCAGACCCCUUUCAAAGCAACUUCCUAACCUGCCAGUAUUCUCCACUCCGAAUGCAGAAUCCAUUUUAAGAUCACUCUUUAGAAAUGUAACGUAUCUAGAACCUGGCCAAACUUCUGAAUUUGAAGGCAGAAAUGGAGCAAAACUCAAUAUCCUUGCUACUGCAGGUCCUAUAUUAGGUCCACCUUGGCAGAGACCAGAAAAUGGGUACAUUAUCACAUCAAGCAGUAAUCUGAAACUCUACUAUGAACCACACUGUGUAUACAACAAGUUUUUUCUACAAGAAUAUAAGGUGGAUAUAAUCAUAACGCCAGUCAUUAAACAGCUGCUUCCUUCAUUCACCUUGGUAUCCGGACAGGAGGAUGCAGUUCAGCUUGCCAAGUUGCUACAAGCGAAGUACAUUGUUCCUAUGAAGAAUGGUGAUCUGAAUAGUAAAGGGUUUCUCUCAAGAAUCAUUCGGCCGGAGGGGACGGUUAAAUCGUUUAAGGAAUUACUGGAGAAGGAGCUUCCGGAUGCACGAGUACUUGAGCCUCAGCCAGGGGUGGCUCUUGAGAUUUCAAGGUCUUUGAGUUUUCUCUGAAGUUUGUUUUGUUCUCUUUAGGCAAGUUCCCUUUGUGUCAUGAGAAAAAUUGGAAUGACAAGCCUUUUUAUUCUGAUGCAUGACAACAUGAUUGCAAAGAGGCUAUGAAGAAGGAAGAACUUUCAUGGUAUAAAUUAAAAUUCCUCUGCUGCCCUUCUUUUGC
Molecule: messenger RNA, 1332 nt
Organism: Phalaenopsis equestris
Lineage: Eukaryota; Viridiplantae; Streptophyta; Magnoliopsida; Asparagales; Orchidaceae
Exons: 7
Coding region: 162-1169 (335 amino acids)
Source: RefSeq, a predicted model, not a curated record